Molecule: messenger RNA, 1395 nt
Organism: Metarhizium album ARSEF 1941
Lineage: Eukaryota; Fungi; Ascomycota; Sordariomycetes; Hypocreales; Clavicipitaceae
Product: Diacylglycerol acyltransferase
Exons: 3
Coding region: 1-1395 (464 amino acids)
Biological process (GO): triglyceride biosynthetic process
Cellular component (GO): endoplasmic reticulum membrane
Molecular function (GO): diacylglycerol O-acyltransferase activity
Source: RefSeq, a predicted model, not a curated record
AUGUCCACCGUGGAUGGCCUGCAAGGUGCCCUUCUGCCUGGGAUUGACCAUGAAACGAACGAAAAGGUUGUCGUGGUGCCAAGUCCAGAGAAUAAACCGGACUCUUCACUCCUUGAUUUUAAAGAUUCGGACAUGACAGUUCCGACGGUCGGACAGGACCCGUUACGUGGUGAUAGACUGAUAGACCAGCUUGAAGCAUCAGACUUCAACGUUGUGGCGCAGGACAAUGACAAGUCAUACGCGGCAGCUCUAAAAACCGACAAGCCCGAAGAGCGAAAAAAGGUCACCAACGGAAGUUACAUGCCUUAUCCUACCCUCAACAGUGGCAGAUUGCGCGACGCGCACGCCAGAGAAGCUUGGAGAGCCGGGGGCAUCCGAUUCGCCCCCCUUCGUGUGCCAUUCAAACGUCGAAUGCAGACCGCAGCAGUGCUGUUCCAUUCCAUGUCGAUUGUUGUGCUAGUGUCCUGUUUCUGGUUUAGCUGCGCGAACCCUUUGACCUGGCCCAUCCUCGUUCCCUAUCUUGUUCAUCUGUCGUUCUCCAAUGCAGCGGUAGAUGGGAGACUUUCUUACAGAUCAGAAUGGCUUCGAUCGUUGCCGCUUUGGAGGUUGUUUGCGGGAUACUUUCCAGCCGAGCUUCAUAAGACCUUUGACUUGCCUCCCAACAGAAGGUACAUUUUUGGUUAUCAUCCGCAUGGCAUCAUUUCCCAUGGUGCCUGGUGUGCCUUUGCUACCAACGCAUUGGGUUUCUCGGAGAAAUUCCCUGGUAUUACCAACAGCUUGUUAACACUGGAUUCCAAUUUUCACCUUCCUUUCUACCGCGACUGGAUUUUGGCCAUGGGAAUUCGAUCUGUUUCAAAAGAAUCCAUUCGAAAUACCUUGUCGAAAGGAGGAGCUUUCAACGACGGGCAGGGGCGGGCAGUCACCAUUGUUAUUGGCGGCGCUCGUGAAUCUCUACAAGCUCAACCCGGAACACUUCGCCUCAUUCUCAAAGGGCGCAAAGGAUUUGUCAAGAUGGCCCUUAGAUCUGGAGCAGAUCUUGUGCCAGUGAUUGGUUUUGGCGAGAAUGAUUUGUACGAUCAACUGAGUCCAAAAACGCACCCCAUGGUCCACAAGAUGCAAAUGACGCUCUUGAAGGUUUUCAAAUUUACGAUCCCGGCUCUUCAUGGUCGUGGACUUCUCAACUAUGACGUUGGUUUGAUGCCUUACCGACGGGCCGUCAAUAUCGUGGUGGGGCGGCCAAUUGAGAUCAAUGAGACAAUUCAAGAGCAGCCGUCUCAAGAAGUUAUCGAUAAAUACCACAAGUUGUACCUGGAGGAGGUCGAACAGCUUUAUGACGCUUAUAAGGAGGAAUUUUCGAACUUGAAUUCCGUCCCUGAAUUGCGCAUUCUGUCUUAG